UGGCUUGUGUAUAAAAGGGAGGUACUGUGAACGUUUCAUUCAACAGCAUCAUACAGCCAACAUGAGGUCACUUGUCUUGCUUGUGCUCCUUGGAGCUGCAUUUGCUUUUGAGGAUGACAAGAUUGUCGGGGGUUAUGAGUGCACACCCUACUCCCAGCCCUGGCAGGUGUCUCUGAAUGUUGGCUACCACUUCUGUGGUGGCUCUCUGGUGAACGAGAACUGGGUUGUGUCUGCUGCCCACUGCUACAAAUCUCGCAUUGAAGUUCGUCUGGGCGAGCACAACAUCCAGGUUAACGAGGGCACUGAGCAGUUCGUCGACUCUUCUCGCGUCAUCAGAAACCCCAACUACAACUCCUGGACCCUUGACAGUGACAUCAUGCUGGUCAAGCUGAGCCAGCCUGCUAACUUGAACUCAUAUGUGAAGCCUGUGUCCCUGCCCAAGAGCUGUGCUGCUGCUGGAACCAUGUGCCUCGUCUCCGGCUGGGGAAACACCAUGAGCUCCACUGCUGACAGCAACAAGCUGCAGUGUCUGGAGAUCCCCAUCAUCUCCACCACCGACUGUGAGAACUCCUACCCUGGCAUGAUCACCAACACCAUGUUCUGCGCUGGAUACCUGGAGGGAGGCAAGGACUCUUGCCAGGGUGAUUCCGGUGGCCCCGUGGUGUGCAAUGGUGAGCUGCAGGGUGUUGUGUCCUGGGGUUACGGCUGUGCUGAGAAGAACCACCCUGGUGUCUACGCCAAGGUCUGCAUGUUCUCCACCUGGCUUGCUGACACAAUGGCCAGCAACUAAAAAUGACCAAGAACCUUCACAAGUCAACACCAUCAAAUGAAGCUCAACACAAGAUAAUAAAAAUAAAUAAAUAAAUAAAUAUUCUUGAAAGAAAAAA
Molecule: messenger RNA, 887 nt
Organism: Astyanax mexicanus (Mexican tetra)
Lineage: Eukaryota; Metazoa; Chordata; Actinopteri; Characiformes; Acestrorhamphidae
Product: trypsin-2-like
Exons: 6
Coding region: 62-790 (242 amino acids)
Biological process (GO): proteolysis
Molecular function (GO): serine-type endopeptidase activity
Source: RefSeq, a predicted model, not a curated record